Molecule: messenger RNA, 3539 nt
Organism: Dama dama (fallow deer)
Lineage: Eukaryota; Metazoa; Chordata; Mammalia; Artiodactyla; Cervidae
Gene: ZNF3
Product: zinc finger protein 3
Exons: 5
Coding region: 809-2152 (447 amino acids)
Biological process (GO): regulation of transcription by RNA polymerase II
Cellular component (GO): nucleus
Molecular function (GO): DNA-binding transcription factor activity, RNA polymerase II-specific; RNA polymerase II cis-regulatory region sequence-specific DNA binding
Source: RefSeq, a predicted model, not a curated record
CGCCGGAGAAGGGGUGGUGUCCCUGCCGCCGCGGCCCGCGGGGUCCCCAGGACCACCUGGAGCAGGGUGCCGGGGGGGAGCCGGUACCAACUCUGCUUUCCCCGGCACCCCGCCUCUCACGGCCGGCCCUGCGUCGGGGGAGGAAAGGGGCUCGGUUCUGGUUCUGCGACAGCGCCCGGCUCCAGCCCUUCAAAGUUCCAGUAUAGCUGGAGAGGCGUCCCUCUCUUUAAAAACGGCCGAUGACAGCGACCCUAACUUGGUCCUUCCCGGAGACGUUUUCAUAUGAUGGUUAACAGUUAUCCCGGCGGGAGGGAGGGUUUAAUCAACUGAGAUCGGCCCAGAGAAUGAGGGGUUCUAGGAAGUGUGCGCAGUUAGAACCAUUCAGAUGACAGAAGAAUCCCCCUGGCGCCCAGUAAAUCGAGUAUUUUUCGGAGAGGUGUACCACUGGGUCACAUUUCCAGCUGUAUUAGGUGCCUGAUUUGAUUCGCUUUUCAACUGGGAUUGAACAUAGACCCGGUGUUUCCUUUCUGAAACUCAUGGAGAGGAGAAGCAGGAUCCUGAACUUGAAAUCUGUGGGGCACUUAGAGGAACUAAACGUAUUUAUUAUCCCCAAGAAGAGAAAUUGUGGAGAGUGGGCAUCAUCUGGUUUCACGUGUUUGGUGGAGAAUCCUGCGGAAGGAGAAGGUUGUAUCACCGAAGCUCCAUAGGACACUAGGACUCUGAGAGUGCUUCCACCUUCUCAUACAAAACCUGCUUCCUGCUGACUCUGCAAAUAGGAGACCAGAGAUCUGAGCUUCUAGCACAACCCAUGGAAACUCAGGCUGAUCGAGUAUCUCAGGAACCUCAGGCCUUGCUUGAGAGCGCCCUUCCUUCCUCAAAAGGCCCCGAAUUUCCUGACAAGGACAGUCUGGGGGAUGAGAUGCUGGCAGCUGCACUCCUAAAGGCCAAGGCCCAGGAGCUGGUGACCUUUGAGGACGUGGCUGUGUACUUCAUCCGGAAGGAGUGGAAGCGUCUGGAGCCUGCCCAGAGGGACCUCUACAGGGACGUGAUGCUGGAGAAUUACGGCAACGUGUUCUCGCUGGAUGGUGAGACCAGAACUGAGCCUGAUUCUGAAAUUUCUGAAGAUACUGGAUCACACGGGGUGCUCUUGGGAAGAUUCCAGAAGGAUAUUUCUCAGGGUCUUAAGUUUGAAGAAGCCUAUGAACAAGAAGUCAGUCUGAAGAGGCAGCUGGGGAGCUCCUCUGGAGAGAGACUGAAUAGGAAGAUGCAGGAUUUUGGUCAAGUGACAGCUGAGGAGAAGCGAGCCCCCACGGGAGGGAGAAGUGAGAAAUGCAGCGAUCUGAGGAACAGCUUCACUGUGAGUUCCAACCUCAUUUCCCAUCAGAGACUCCCUGUGGGAGACAGACCCCAUAAGUGUGAUGAAUGUAGCAAGAGCUUUAAUCGAACUUCAGACCUUAUUCAGCAUCAGAGAAUCCACACCGGGGAGAAACCCUAUGAAUGUAGCGAGUGUGGGAAGGCCUUCAGCCAGAGCUCACACCUCAUUCAGCACCAGAGGAUCCACACUGGGGAGAAGCCUUACGAGUGUAACGACUGCGGGAAGACCUUCAGCUGCAGCUCUGCUCUCAUUCUCCACCGGAGGAUCCACACGGGAGAGAAGCCCUAUGAAUGUAACGAGUGCGGGAAAGCCUUCAGCUGGAGCUCCACCCUCACGCACCACCAGAGGAUCCACACUGGAGAGAAGCCAUACGCUUGUAACGAGUGUGGGAAAGCCUUCAGCAGGAGCUCCACCCUCAUUCACCACCAGAGGAUCCACACCGGGGAGAAGCCCUAUGAAUGCAGCGAGUGUGGGAAGGCCUUCAGCCAGAGCUCACACCUCUAUCAGCACCAGAGGAUCCACACCGGGGAGAAGCCCUAUGAAUGUAUGGAAUGUGGAGGGAAGUUUACCUAUAGCUCAGGCCUCAUUCAGCAUCAGAGAAUCCACACAGGGGAGAAUCCCUAUGAAUGUAGUGAGUGUGGGAAAGCCUUUAGGUACAGCUCCGCUCUGGUUCGCCACCAGAGAAUUCACACUGGAGAGAAGCCUUUGAAUGUAAUGGGAGUGAGCAAAAGUUCCCUCCAAGUUACUGCUGAAGUAAGGAUCAGAGAGUCUACGUGAGAGAGAGCCACACGCCGGUUUUCCUCACUUCCUGAGUCGCCAGAGCUCCUGCCUUACUACCUGAGUAUGAACUUAGGAUGUGUCCCUUCACCUUAGAGAAUGGGGCCUGUUGCUCAAAUCAUCCUGGCCCAGUGAUUAGCAACCUAGUCAGUUUCCCCAGGAAUGAUUCCAGCCUUGAAGAACUAGGCUGCCAGCAGCAGACGGAGUGCUGGGAGCAGAGGAAGCUCUGGGACCAGUCUCCUUCCAUUUGGGAAGGGAGUUUGCACUAGACCAUUUUUCUCACACCAGAAGAGCCUUUCCACAGUGGGGAUGAAAGCACAGUAGGAAUAAAAUUGCAGGGGUUCCUCUAGUUGGAGUUGGCAUAGUCAGCACAGAAGAAAGUGGAAAGAACGUCUGGGUUGUGAAAGGGGAAAUGGAGGCUGCAUUUCAAAGCCACUGCUUCUAAUCCAGCUUUAAAUUUUGAUGAGGAAUUUCUUCCUUUUGAUAAGGAAUGUGCUGUUUUGUUUCCUGACUUCAUUAAUUAUGGAAAUCUGGUGCUGAGGGAUUUGUUAUUUCGUUGGGCAGGUGUGGGUGAAGACCCUGAGAGAGGUUUUCUGUAGUGACCGUGUAUCCUCCAGAGCUCUUGGAGCAGCAAGACCAAACCUCCACACAUUUGGUGGAGAACUCGCUCAUCCCUUUUAUGACAGGACUAAUUGGGAAGCCCAGCUCCUUCGUGAGUGUAACCUGAGGGGAAGGAUCCAAAGCCUUUAGCACUAGCCUCCGUUUUCCUUCCCUCCUCUUCCUCCCGCCACUCCUGUGAUGGAAAGUGAUUUAAGCUAAACCCCUAGCUACCAAGGAUGCUUUUAAGGAGCUCACUCAGCCAGCUUGCUCCGCCCUCAGACCUGUGACCUAUGACCUCUGGCCCCAGCUGCUAGACCUCUCCUGACCCCACCUCUGACUUCAGCAGCCAAGUGUGAAUGCAGAGAGCAAAGCCCUGAGGAGGAAGCUCGGGCCUGAGCCUAGUGGAGGGCUCCUUGCUGGGUUAGGAUGGAGCUCCCCAAGUUUUCCCAGCAGAAGGGAUGACCUUUCAUUCUGUUUUCCCAGUCCUGCUCAUCUGUAGCAUAAAUGAAAUGCACUAUUAAACAGAAUAGUUUUUCAGAAGGAUGGCUUGAGUGUGUCUUUUUGCAGGGGCCAAAUUUAUUUCAGUUUAAACAAGAAACAUCAGUGACUAUGAAUGGACUCUUUAAAAGUUAAUCUUUAAAACUUUACAAACGACCAUUUCUCCUCUAAUCUCAAACCUGGAACCUCUGCCCUUCGACUGCAUCCUGCCCUCUGCACACAGCACAUGCAGGCUGUCUCAGUGACGCGGCCGCUUAGACAUCAUGCCUGCCUUUAGGGUUUUAUGUCU